GUCCGGCCCUGCCCGCCGCGCUCUUCGGCGACGCCGAUGGGGCUGCGGGCCUGGCUGUACUCGUUGUGCGGCUGCUGCGGCUGCUGCGGCGGGGAGGCGGCGGCGGCAGAGAAAGAGCCCUUGCUGAGUAACAACAACCCCUACGCCUCCUUUGGAGCCACACUGGCACGGGAUGAGGAACAGAACCUGUGGAGCACCCCACAUGACGUGACCCACACAGAGGCAGAUGAUGACCGGGUUCUGUACAACAUGAUUGUGGUCAGGAACCAGCUGGACAAGGACUCGGAGGAAUGGCAAAAGCUCAACUAUGAUAUUUAUACCUUACGGCAGACCCGAAAAGAAGUGAGAAGCAGGUGGAAACACAUUUUGGAGGAUUUGGGUUUCCAGAAGGAAGCAGACUCCCUCUUGUCAGUGACCAAGCUCAGCAUCAUCAGUGACUCUCAGAACAUGGGCAAAGCCCGGGACAUCUUGUUAAAGCUCUCUGAAGAGACAAACAUCUUUCCAACUAGCUGGGAGCUUUCUGAACGCUACCUCUUUGUGGUGGACCGGCUCAUAGCCCUGGAUGCUGCAGAUGAGUUCUUCAAGAUGGCCAGCAUGGUGUACCCGAAGAGACACAGUGGGGAAAGAGUGGAUGAUAACCAGAAGGCCCCGCAGUGCACCUCUGUUGUGAUGCCCUGAGGAACCUGCCAUGCUGGCACAAGAUGGGUAGUAGGUUUCUUCCCUUCUGGGACCAGGCUCCUCUGAUGAGGGGUUAGCACAAGUAGUGCUGCUCCUUGUUUUCCUGCAGAGAAGCAAGUGGGCCGGCCAGAGCAGAGCGAGGAGGUCAGUGAGCUGUGCCCCACCAGGAGGGUACAGGAAGGUGGAUGCUGGUCCCAAGGUCCUCCUAAGCAGAAGGGAGCAAGAACUGCUGUAGUGUAGCCCUGACAGAAGACCGCUAGCCAAGUAGCAUAUGCAAUAGGCACAGGGAGAACCUGCUGUGCCAGGUGUUGCUACCAGUAGCUGCAGAAGUUGAGAUGCCUGUAGUUGCAAACCCUGCAAGGAGAUCCGCGUUUUCACCAUCCAUUGGUACCUGCCACUGUCCCCUCCUUUGACCCUGCUAGCCAGGAUGAUGAGAGAGGGAGGAAAAAUACUGCAGUCUGCAGCUCCAUGAUGUUUCUCUGUGCACUGCUCCUCUUCCUCAUACCCAGUCCAUGGCAGCC
Pezoporus flaviventris is the source of this 1199-nucleotide messenger RNA. RefSeq names its product melanoregulin (gene MREG). The record is from RefSeq and is a predicted model, not a curated record. Gene Ontology annotation, biological process: melanosome transport; melanocyte differentiation. The coding region runs from base 37 to 678 and encodes 213 amino acids. The transcript is spliced from 5 exons. Gene Ontology annotation, cellular component: melanosome. NCBI's taxonomy places the organism in Eukaryota, Metazoa, Chordata, Aves, Psittaciformes, Psittacidae.